Molecule: messenger RNA, 1743 nt
Organism: Dichomitus squalens LYAD-421 SS1
Lineage: Eukaryota; Fungi; Basidiomycota; Agaricomycetes; Polyporales; Polyporaceae
Exons: 1
Coding region: 613-1683 (356 amino acids)
Source: RefSeq, a predicted model, not a curated record
AGACGCUUCAAGUAGGAGAAUAGGUCGGUAUCACCCUCGGUAUGCGCCCCCUUCGGACUUGUGCGUGCCGUGGCGAGGUAGUGUUUUGACAGGUACCGCUAAAGUAAGAUCUCGUCCUCGGAUUGUAUUUCCUCCUUCCUCGUGAAGGUGACAAAGCCGGUUCUCCACGACCGCCUCUGUGGUCGCCGUGAGCCUCACACGCGAGCAUAUCCGCCUAUUGUGGCCCGAGGCGCCUGCGGUCUCGACUCGACGACGAAGAGGCGCAACCUAUUCUGUGCCUCUCCGUCUAGACGUACGGUGCAGGAACUCACUGAUAUACGACAUGUAUGCUCUCCACUGACCUGGACAGCAGCAGCUCCCGCGUCAUACCUCCGACUUCAAACUGCGCAACCACCCUCCGUGUUCUUCUGUGCGUUCCUUCGAAGCCCCGACCCUCUGACUGAGCGUUCUAUGCCGGGGAUCCACCUACUGUGGCGCGGGGCGCAUGUACGUUCGCCUCGUUUCCACGAAGCGACGAAGAGGCGAGUGUCCGCCCCUCCGUCUUCCGUAUGAUGACAUGUCAUCCUCAGCAGCCCGAAGGUUAUAAGAGGUCGGUCUACUAGACAUGUACCGAUGCUAUAUCCUUCCGCGUCGUCGCCAUCUGUCACGCCGCAUACCGCCCGCCUCCGCCUCUGUUUGCCCCGCGCCCGCGCCUUUCUUCCUUGGAGCAUGCAGCCCGUCUAUUGGUACUAUCACGAUCCGCGAGCCGUCCCACUCACCAACACCCCUUCCUGGUCUCCGGCACGCUCCCCGCCCGAGGCGGGGUAUGGCCCAUCCGCCAUGGUCCCUUGGCCUUGGGGCGCCGCAGGGUACUGUCCGCAUCACCCUCCGAACUUUCUCUUCAGCGGUGUUAGACCCUCUGUACCCCAGCAACCCAUCAUCCAUGGCCAGCCAGCCCCGGCGAUCGACCGUGUUCCCAUCCACGAGGAUUCGGGACCCCGUUACCCCCUGUCCGUGUUGUCCCAGUCGCCCAACCUCCACCCAGUCGUCGAACGGCUGCUGCUUGCGAUACCCCGACUGAGGGCGUCCAGCCGAUGGAGCCCGCAGGACGACCCUUUUCGGCCAUUUGCUGAAGCGGGCGUUGACCUGAGCGCGCCGGAACUGAGGGCCGCGCUCGAUGAGCCGGCGGUGCCAGAAUGGCAAACGGUUUUCGGGCGCGACGCCCCGCGUCGGCACGUGUUCCCGUCGAUCCGCGUGGUGUUUUCCCCUCUCGGAGAAUAUGGCGCGCUGGUCGUGUCGAUCCAAGUCACGCGCGGGCACUACUACGUUGCAGGGUACGUGAGUGGGGUGUCCUGCAGGCCAGUUGAGAACGAACCUGUCACGGUGAAGGAUUUCCUAUACGGGCUCUGGAGAGGUCUUACGGAGGAUCUAGGACUGGAAUCGGAUGAGGGGCGAGGCAUUCCUUCAGGAUGGAUGUCGAAGGCUGUUCGCAGCGCCAACCGGCAGUCACCCGAGGGAGGGCCUGCAGCCUCCUCCUCCUCUCUAGGCGAUAAGCUGCGGGUGCGGAGGAUCGACUUUCUGUCCGGUGUCCGUUUCUCCAGCGUAGAGACUUAUGGGCCCCGGAUAGCUACACAGGCUGCCGGCCGCACGCCUAUUCUUGAGGUGGUUGUGCGGAGAGCCGAGUCCAGUAGAGGUUUUAGCUAGCCUCGCGGGGGCAGCAAUCUGUGCGAUAGUGGUCAGGACAAGGACUUGCCUGGAGGAGCU